CCACAGAAUUUUUAUAAUAAAACAGCAUGAAAAUGCAAAAAAUAUCAGAAAAUCAUAACAACGUACAACAUUUCAAGGAAGAUGAUCAAGUGAACCUAGAAAGAAAGAAACACCUAUAUGUUGCUGGAAGAAUAAGCGAAAUAGCUCUUAAGUCAAUUUUAAAAACUGCUAGGAAUUGUUUCAUACCGACAGUCAAUGCCGCUGCAAAAGAUGAUACUCCUAAAAAACCUCCACCGAUGAAAUACAAAGAUCUACCCAUUUACGAAUGCCCUCAUAAUCGUUGGAAGGAGUUUAAAAAUGACAAAAUCAGAUGCCCAGACCGAAAAGUCACACACGAAUGCCUCUUACCAACAGUAUCAGAAUACCGCAAGCAAGUAUCAGGAAUUAUCAAUACUGCUUCUAAAGAAAUGAAGGAUACUUAUACAGAAAUUUGUAGAGAUUAUAGAUCGGCUGAGAAGAAAAUUUUGAACAAAAUGAGAUCUCCGGAAAAUGUGAAUCAGAGAAUGGCUUUAGUGGGCGCUGCUGGUGUAGCUGGUUUCGUAAAAGGAAAACAUAUACUUCGGCGUGUAUUUUUAUCUAGUGCUCUCUUGUUUGUGAGUGGAUCCAUUUGCUUUCCGAAAGAGACUGAUGAGGCAACUAGGACAGUUCUGUAUAUGCUUGGGAAGGCGUUUGUGCCAUUGUACAAUUUCUAUUUUAAAACUGAUUGGUUGAUGAGGGAACGAGUACCAUGUGAAAGGGAUCUGCCUAAAAUACCUACUCCUCCUACGAAACCUUUGCCUGCGUGUGCACCGAAAAAGUGA
Cydia strobilella is the source of this 800-nucleotide messenger RNA. RefSeq lists its product as uncharacterized. The transcript has a single exon. Gene Ontology annotation, biological process: cristae formation. The record is from RefSeq and is a predicted model, not a curated record. NCBI's taxonomy places the organism in Eukaryota, Metazoa, Arthropoda, Insecta, Lepidoptera, Tortricidae. Bases 27 to 800 code for a protein of 257 amino acids. Gene Ontology annotation, cellular component: MICOS complex.